UUCGACCGCCGGAUCGGAUAGAAAAUUGCAUCGCAAAUUCAGCCAAAAGAGUGUCCUCACAGAUAAGAAAUGACAACAAAACUCGUUCGAUAAGCGGCUCGCGGCGAUGUAAAUUACCUGAUAAACGUUUCUCGGAAUGAAAGUGGCAUCGAAUAGUGGAUAAGAAGUGCGUUUUGAAGCAAAUGUGAAAAUCAUUUAUUGCAGCAGUGAAAAUUUCUGACAGCGGUGCAUUAUCGUGCAAAAUAUUUGAUUGGGUGUUGGACCGUGAAAAAGCCUUGGGACAAAGUUCCUUGGCUCAUAGUGGUAUAUUACUGCAAAAUUCUGGCUGGUGCCCUUGGAAGGGAUGAAUGUGGAAUUGCGCGAUUUUGAAAUCAGUGACUCAGAGGCAGAAUUACUUAUCGAACCUUCGGGUGGAGGUGGUCGGGUGAUAAACCGAACAUACGGUGGAUUAUCUUUUCGCAACCGUAGAAGAGAACCAUUCAAGCUGGGGAAUUUUCUGAAGAAGUUGUGCUGCUGCUGGUGCUGGGCCUGGCGAAAAUGGUGUGCUUCCAAGGAACUGAAACCGCGGACCAUCUUCAUCGGACGGCCGUCCACAGAGAAAUUCCCGCCGAACGAAAUCCGCAAUCAGAAAUACAACAUCUUCACUUUCCUGCCGUUGGUGCUUUUCGAGCAGUUUCGGUUUUUCUUAAAUCUGUACUUCCUGAUCAUGGCUGUGAGCCAAUUCAUUCCGGACAUUAGGAUCGGUUAUCUCUACACGUACUGGGGUCCGCUAGGGUUCGUGCUGGCGGUGACGAUAAGUCGUGAAGCUAUCGACGACCUGCGACGACACAAACGAGACCGGGAGGUGAAUUCUCAAAAAUACAAACGCUUUGUCAGCGCUGACAAACCGCCGGAACUGGUAUCGUCGUCGAAGCUCAAGGUCGGCGAUCUGAUUGUGGUGGAGAAGGAUGAGCGGGUGCCGGCUGAUUUGAUACUGCUGCGGACUAGCGACAAAAGUGGCGCGGUAUUCGUUCGUACGGAUAUGUUAGACGGUGAAACCGAUUGGAAAUUGCGUCUAGCUGUGCCAGCAACUCAGAAGUUGGCGACGCAUAACGACUUAUUCAAUAUGGGAGCGUCGUUGUAUGUGGAGAAACCUCAAAGAGAUAUUCAUACUUUCAUUGGAACAUAUUCGAAGAUCGAAGGUUCAGAAGACGAAGGCCUCAGCGUGGAAAAUACUCUAUGGGCAAAUACGGUCGUGGCGUCCGGAACGGCCGUCGGUAUCGUUAUCUACACUGGAGCGGAAACUCGAAGUGUAAUGAAUAACUCGCAACCUCGGUCGAAAGUGGGUCUGCUAGAUCUGGAAAUCAACGGUCUCACAAAAGUACUGUUCUGCGCCGUGAUAGGGUUGUCUUUCGCAAUGAUGUGCUUGAAAGGAUUCAAUGGACCCUGGUACCGGUACAUGUUCCGCUUCGUGUUGCUGUUCUCCUACAUCAUCCCAAUCAGCUUGCGAGUUAACUUGGACAUGGGAAAAGCGUUCUACUCCUACCAGAUGCAAAACGAUGAAGACAUCCCAGGAACUGUGGUGCGCUCGACGACAAUUCCAGAAGAGCUCGGAAGGAUAUCGUACUUGUUGACUGACAAGACCGGUACAUUAACUCAAAACGAGAUGAUUUUCAAAAAGAUUCAUGUAGGAACGGCUGCUUACGGGAGGGACACGUUCCCGAUGGUAUCGGCAACCAUACAAUCAGUUUAUAACACUAUUUCGGUGCAAGGAGAUGCAUCGCCUGCGGAAACAUCUAAGUUCCAAACGCGGCUAAAGAAACCAGAAGGAUGGCGCAUUUGGGAGUCGGUUAAAGCUCUCGCACUGUGUCACAAUGUAACACCCGUCUAUGACAAUGGAAACGGCAGCAAUGGCUUGAAUGGAUCAGACCGCAGAAACUCGCCAUCUCGGUCGAUUUCAGUGGAAAAUCAAGAGUCAGUAAAAGCGCUGGAAAAAACCUACCAGGCGUCGAGUCCGGAUGAAAUUGCCCUUGUCAAGUGGACAGAAUCGGUGGGACUGACGUUAGUGAAUCGAGACUUGAAUCACAUGACACUGCAGGUUCGCGAGAAGGAUCUACAACGCAAUUCCAUGAACGAGAAUGCCUCCAUCAACACAACUGUUACCAACCUAUCAGUAAACUCAAAAACAGACCUCAACUCACCUUCCAGUUCGGGAAGCAUCACGUCGCUAAAUUCUAUAGCUGGAGGCAUUAUGAAGUAUCAGAUUCUUCAAACGUUCCCGUUCACCAGCGAAAACAAACGCAUGGGAAUUAUUGUUAAGGAGUUGAACAGCGGAGAGAUCACGUUCUAUCUCAAGGGAGCCGACGUCGUAAUGGCGGCUAUUGUGCAGUACAACGACUGGCUAGCAGAGGAAAGCGGAAAUAUGGCUCGUGAAGGCCUUCGCACUCUGGUAGUUGCCAAGAAGAUUCUCACCGAGGAGCAAUACGGAGACUUCGAGACUCGGUACAAUGCAGCGAAGGUCAGUGUGACGGACCGCGUGACGAAAGUAUCUGCUGUAAUUGAAAGCCUAGAGCGGGAAAUGGAGCUUCUGUGCUUAACUGGAGUAGAAGAUAGAUUACAGGAUAGAGUAAGACCGACGUUGGAGCUCCUACGAAAUGCUGGUAUCAAAAUAUGGAUGUUGACAGGUGACAAACUAGAAACAGCCACCUGUAUUGCGAAGAGUUCACAUCUUGUUGGGAGAAAUCAAAAUAUCCACGUAUUGAAAAGUGUCCUCACUCGAACUGACGCACACUUGGAACUGAACCAGUUCAGGCGAAAACAAGACUGUGCACUAGUCGUUUCGGGAGAAAGCCUCGAAGUAUGUCUGCAGUACUAUCAGCCGGAGUUCAUGGAACUGGCCACCGCUUGCCCUGCGGUGGUUUGCUGCCGGUGUAGUCCUACGCAGAAAGCCCAAGUGGUGUCUCUCAUUCAGAAGUAUUCCAACAAGCGAACGUGUGCUGUUGGUGAUGGGGGCAACGAUGUCAGUAUGAUCCAGCAAGCCGAUGCCGGCGUCGGUAUAGAGGGCCGAGAAGGUAAGCAAGCGUCACUGGCAGGAGACUUCAGUAUACCGCAAUUUUCACACAUUGCCAAGCUGUUGAUCGUGCAUGGCCGUCGAUCGUACAAAAGGUCGGCUGCUCUAUCUCAGUUCGUCAUCCAUCGAGGCUUGAUCAUAUCAACCAUGCAAGCCGUCUUCUCUGCUGUCUUCUAUCUUUCCUCUGUGGCCUUAUAUCAGGGAUUCCUGAUGGUCGGUUAUGCGACGCUGUACACGAUGUUUCCAGUAUUUUCACUAGUGUUGGAUCAGGACAUCAGCGCGAACAUAGCGCUCACUUAUCCCGAGCUUUACAAGGAACUUUCGAAGGGUAGAAGUUUGAGUUACAAGACUUUCUUCAUGUGGGUGCUUAUUAGUAUUUAUCAAGGUGGUGUGAUUAUGUACGGAGCUUUGAUUUUAUUCGAGGACGAAUUUAUUCACAUCGUUGCAAUCAGUUUCUCAGCACUUAUAUUGACUGAGCUGAUCAUGGUAGCAUUAACGAUCAGAACGUGGCACAAACUGAUGGUACUGGCAGAACUUUUCAGUCUCGUACUGUACAUAAUCUCAUUAGUCGUACUACACGAAUACUUUGACUGGGAGUUUAUCUGGUCGUGGGAAUUCCUAUGGAAGGUUCUGGUAAUAACGCUCGUUUCAUGUCUACCGUUGUACAUUUUGAAAUUCCUGCGGAAGAAGUUUUCGCCACCGUCAUACUCUAAGCUGUCCUAAAACAAUUAUAGUGGUGACCCUGUAAGGAACAAACAGAUCAUAAAAAUAUACGCUUCUGACAAACAGGUUUUUACUCACGAUUCGCACCUCCAUGAUUAAACUGACAAUUGAGUAGAAUAACUCAAUAACCCGGGUUUGACAGAUUUGUUUCCGCUAUUGGCAGCAGGGUGACCUAUUGGGCUAAAAUCUGAACAAGUUCUGUAUGCAUUGUGUAGGUGGAUGACAUUUUGUUCGACAAAACCCCUUGCCAAUAAGUCUAGUUACAACUAUGCAUGUGAAAUAAUCUUUUCAAAACAUUUGUUAUGUUUUUUCGUUUUUAUUUGGCAUUAUAAUAUUACAUCUGUUAAAUCGUGUGUGAUUUCUAUCUAUGAAUAAUAUUCGUGAUAUUUUAAUUGUAAUUAUUAAAUUCAUAUCACCACAAAAACUCUUUUGAAUAAUAAGUUCUCUAUAAUGCAGAAAAUAUAAAAAUAAUUCAUAAAAUUUUCAAAAGUAAGGUAUUCUAUGUUCCAGCGUUAACAUCAUCGUUAUUAUCAAUUCAAUAGUUAAUCUAGUGUUUGUAUAUACAUAUGUAUGAAAAUGAUGAAUAUUUAUUCGUAUGAAGAUGAAAGAAGCAUUUGAGUUGCAGAAAUGAUAAGACCCGAUGGGCGUAAUCCACUCGGUAGUUGAGCAGCGAAAUCCGAACUUAUGAAUGACAGAGAACAGAUUACUGAUUAUUAUAGAUAACAAAAAGAUAACAAUAACAAACUUUUACAAAUCCAUUUACUAAAAA
Armigeres subalbatus is the source of this 4541-nucleotide messenger RNA. Its product is annotated as probable phospholipid-transporting ATPase IIA. The record is from RefSeq and is a predicted model, not a curated record. The coding region runs from base 344 to 3772 and encodes 1142 amino acids. Gene Ontology annotation, molecular function: magnesium ion binding; ATPase-coupled intramembrane lipid carrier activity; ATP binding. Gene Ontology annotation, biological process: retrograde vesicle-mediated transport, Golgi to endoplasmic reticulum; phospholipid translocation; endocytosis. The transcript is spliced from 8 exons. Gene Ontology annotation, cellular component: plasma membrane; endosome; trans-Golgi network. NCBI's taxonomy places the organism in Eukaryota, Metazoa, Arthropoda, Insecta, Diptera, Culicidae.